UUUGUCCAUGAUUUACCAAAAACUGCAACAGCAAACAAAAUCAUCAUCAUCAUCAUCAUCAUUCAUCAAUGACAACGGUUUCAACUGAAUUUCUGUCGCAGACCCUCCCUUUUAAGCGUACUUGGUAUUCAAAUUCCAACACUGUUGUUAAUUGCACAACCCCACUUCUAAAUGAAGGUAGCACUAGCAAACGAAGGAACAACAACAAGAGACAUGUCAGGGUUGAUUCUUGUGAUACAAGGCCGAAAAUUGCUCAAAAUUACGACUUUCGAGAUACCCAUCUCAUGAAAGCCCUCAACAGAUCCUGCAAAGCAGGCAAGUAUAACGAGUCCCUCUAUUUUCUUCAGAACAUGGUCAACAAGGGUUACAAACCCGACGUUAUUCUGUGCACAAAGCUGAUUAAGGGGUUUUUCAAUUCCAAGAAAAUUGAGAAAGCGAUGAAGGUUAUGGAGAUAUUGGAAAAGCAUGGUGAGCCUGAUGUUUUCGCUUACAAUGCAGUGAUAAGUGGGUUCUGCAAGGCUGAUAGAAUUGAUGGUGCAAAUAAAGUGCUUGAUAGAAUGAAGAAGAGGGGUUUCUCCCCUGAUGUUGUUACCUAUAACAUACUCAUUGGGAAUCUUUGUGGUAGGAGAAAGCUUGAUUUGGCUUUAAGGGUCAUGGAUCAGUUGCUGAAAGAUAACUGCAAGCCCACUGUGAUCACUUACACCAUCUUGAUAGAAGCAACCAUUAUAGAGGGUGGCAUUGAUGAAGCCAUGAAGCUUUUGGAUGAGAUGUUGUCAAGAGGGCUUCAACCUGACAUGUACACUUACCAUGCUAUUAUAAGGGGUAUGUGCAAAGAAGGGUUGGUGGAUCAAGCCUUUGAGUUUGUUAACAGUAUAAGUACAAAGGGUUGUGGCCCAGAUGUGGUUUCGUACAAUAUUCUGCUAAGGAGUCUUUUGAAUGAAGGCAAAUGGGAAGCUGGAGAGAGGUUGAUGUCUGAUAUGUUCGUAAAAGGUCGUGAGCCAAGCGUUGUGACCUACAGCAUUUUGAUUAGUUCGCUAUGUCGUGAUGGCAAAGUUGACGAGGCUGUGAAUGUGUUGAAGGUUAUGAAGGAGAAAGGGUUAAGUCCUGAUGCUUAUAGCUAUGAUCCAUUGAUUUCUACUUUCUGCAAAGAAGGCAGAGUAGAUUUGGCAAUAGAGUUAUUGGAGACUAUGAUCUCUGAUGGUUGCUUGCCUGAUAUUGUCAACUAUAACACAAUCUUGGCCUGUCUAUGCAAGAAUGGAAAAGCUGAUGAGGCUUUGAACAUCUUUGAGAAGCUUGGUGAAGUGGGUUGUCCUCCAAAUGCAAGUUCUUAUAAUACAAUGUUCAGUGCACUAUGGAGUAGUGGGGACAAAAUUAGAGCACUGGGGAUGAUUUUAGAGAUGUUAAGCAACGGUAUAGAUGCUGACAGGAUCACAUAUAAUUCACUUAUAUCUUGCUUGUGCAGAGAUGGAAUGGUGGAUCAGGCCAUUGGGUUGUUAGUGGACAUGGAAAGUAGCAAGUGUAAGCCUACAGUUAUUAGUUACAACAUUGUUCUUCUUGGGUUGUGCAAAGUGCACAGAAUCAUAGACGCCAUUGAGGUGCUAAUAGCCAUGGUUGACAAAGGAUGUCAUCCAAAUGAAACUACCUACACUUUAUUGGUAGAAGGGAUUGGUUUUGCUGGAUGGCGAAAUGAAGCGAUGGAGCUGGCUGAUUCCCUUGUUAGUAUGGAUGCUAUUUCUGAAAAUUCAUUCAAACGUUUACAUAAAACCUUUCCCAUGCUUGAUGUGUACAAAGAGCUCGCUUUAUCAGAUCAAACUAAAUUCUUGGCAUAAACCUGAUUUAUCCAGGUGUUUUUGUUCAGCUCAAUUUAAUGAGUUCUAUGCUAAUUUAUUUAUUUCUGUUAAGUUUAAGGGGCAGUUAAUAUCAAGCGGACAGUCAUUGCUUCUGAUCAAGACACUGUUAUCCAGCCUUUGAUGCAUUGAGUUUGUAAUUAUUGCUACCCAAUGACUUAUAAAAAAGUCUGUCAAAAUGCAUACGUUGUGUAAUAUCAUAACUUAAUGUGUACAAAGAGCUCGCUUUAUUAGAUUAAACUAAAU
Gastrolobium bilobum is the source of this 2093-nucleotide messenger RNA. RefSeq names its product pentatricopeptide repeat-containing protein At3g04760, chloroplastic. The record is from RefSeq and is a predicted model, not a curated record. The coding region runs from base 69 to 1829 and encodes 586 amino acids. NCBI's taxonomy places the organism in Eukaryota, Viridiplantae, Streptophyta, Magnoliopsida, Fabales, Fabaceae. Gene Ontology annotation, molecular function: protein binding. The transcript has a single exon.